Messenger RNA from Tachysurus vachellii, 6702 nucleotides. RefSeq names its product proline rich 36a (gene prr36a). The record is from RefSeq and is a predicted model, not a curated record. The coding region runs from base 424 to 4866 and encodes 1480 amino acids. The transcript is spliced from 6 exons. NCBI's taxonomy places the organism in Eukaryota, Metazoa, Chordata, Actinopteri, Siluriformes, Bagridae.
CCGGGGUAGCUCGGGGAAACCGGGGGGUUUGUAGUUUAAUCGUGGUUUUGAACGCGUGCUUAUAACACGAGGGGAGGAAAUGUUUAGCCUCUAAAUCGUUUGUUUCUGACUUGUUUUGCCUGUGUGUGUGCACGCGCGCGCAUAUAUACAUCCUCCGAGAUAACGGCGGUAGCGCGCGCGUGCGCUACGUAAAGGUGAAAGACGCGUUUAGAAAUUUCCGCGUGCGGCUCCGUUGACGUGUGAAGAAGAGAAAGCGGCCUGCGGUGAGUGGAGAAAACGUCCAAAGCUCACGUUUGUGCUUUAAACAACACUGGGUUCGGAUCUCUGCGUUGUGUCUCGGAGCGAAAACCGAAUUCAUUUGAAGAACCCUGCUGACCCUGAGUUAACUGGAUCAUACAAAAAAGUUGCCAGGCACCAGUUGAGAUGAAACCUGAUGGGGUUGCUACAACUCCGGCUGAGCCAGCAGAAGUUGUAGUGGAGCCUGUUCCUGAAGUAGCUGCCAAUGAGGAGCAGGUCCAACAAGUUUCUAGCCCAUCAUCUUCACAGCUUGAGAAGCUUGAAAAUGAAAGUGAGCAGGAUGGAGCAACCAUAGCACUACCUCUGCCUGGAAAAGAGGUUAAUGGGAAAGUUUCAAAACCUAAGGUCAAGACUAAAGCCCCAAUAAAGGCCAUGCCUAAUACAGCAGGCACUAAAGCAACAACCACAACAGGUGCUGCAUCUCGCCCUGCUACAGCUCAAAGCCGAGUGGCCAAUGGUGUUACGAAGAUGGUCUCAAACAGUGCAAGCAAGAAACCGGAGAUGAAGAAAAGUACCACUGUUGGAGUAUCCCCUCAAUUAAAAAAAGUGCCCACUGCAACAACUGUAGCUCCAAGGACACAAGUGAAGGCAGCUGAACGUAAAACUGCUGGCUCUGUUAGGCCAGUAACUUCUACAAGCAGUGGGGCACGAAAGCCCACAGCAACCUCGCAAGCACUGAACAGUAGGCCGGUCACAGGAGGCAACAAUGCUGCAGUUAAACCCAAGACCACAGCUCCAAGGCCUACUGCUGCAACUGCUGCCAAAGCCAGUGUUUCAGCUGCUUCCAAAGCCACCACUAAACCCAAGGCAUCCAGGCCAACUGUAGCAACGUCUCGUCCCACCACUUCCUCAGCAACAGUUAGACCAACAACCACUGCUAGUAAAUCUACAGCCUUAAGAACAAUGGUCUCUGCUCCCUCUGGUGCCAACUCUGCAUCAGCAAAACCUUCCAAGGUCUCUGCUACUGUAGCAGCUAAAAAAGAAAUGAAAACCACCACCAGUGCAGCGGCCAGAAAACCGCUAGCCACUACGACUACAUGCUCUACAGCAACAAAGACCUCAAAACCUGCUGCAGCUGCCAAGCGAUUACAUACAGACACUAGAAUGUCUCAACAAAAAAUGGAUAAAGUGCAAGUACCAACAAGAAAGGUCCCACCAAGUCCCCGAAACAUUUCCUCACGCACUGCUUCAGGUAGAAUGGCUACAGAGAUUAUUAACCACAAGCAAGUAGUAAGUAGUAAUCAAGUCUCUGUGAAAUGUCAAACAGCCAAACCGACGCAGUCAGUUUUGCCAUUAGUCAUCAAAGGGAAGCCUUUAGAAGAACAAUCCUUAGUGCCUGUGGAACCCUCUGCUGUUCUAGAAACUGUUGCCAUAGCAGCUGUAGAAUCUGUGAUGGAAGCACAAGUUCCUUCUGUUGAGCUAACACAGACUGAUCAACAGAUCAGUGCACUUGUCGAAGGUCCGGAAGAAGGGGUGCAAGUACCUGCCCCAGAGCCUACAAAUGUGGACCCCAGUUCCCCCACAGAGAUGACAGAUGCUGAGCCAUUAGGUAUACAGUCAGAAGUUAAUGUACCUGUACUUGAAACCCCUAAUCCUCCAACUGUUGUACAGAAAUCUGAAAUUGUUCAUGACUAUACUUUGGUUGUAGCACAUGACAUGAAUGAGCAAGAACAUGUACCUGCUUCACCAUGCGAGGUUCCAGUUACUUCCCAAGUGCCUCCUAAAGACUCGGAGGUUGUUGAGAAACAAGAGCCGAUAAUAUGCAAUUUUGAAGAGGAAGAGGAGAGGGAGGGCAGUCAGCAGGUGUCUGUGUCUGACAUGAGUGGUACACAGCCUACUGAAGAGUCCAGGCCUGGUUCAGCUGGUCUGGCUGGUUCAUUAUGGCGAGCAGGAGGCCUGCCCUCUGAAUUUGACUCUGAGGAUGUAAGCUGCAGCCAGCAGGGGGCCUCAGAGCUUAGUGCUCCUGGUGUUUUAGAGGGCACUGAAAGUAUGGAUGAUCUAGGUGAGGCUAGCCUAAAAGGUGCUGAUGGAGAAGGUGCAUCAGCAGGAUCUCCAGACUUUGAGAAAUUCCCUGAUAUUUUAGCCAAUGAAGAUGAUGACGAAGAUGAUGAUGACCAUGUUGAUGAUAUGGAAGUUGGAUCAGAAAUGACUGAAGACCCACAUGGGCAAUGCAAUGACAAUGACGAUGAGGAUGAUGAUGUGGAGAUGGCAAGUGAGGGUGUCACAGAGAGUGGCCUUGAAAGUUAUGGAAAUGCAGAUGAAGAUGACUUUGCAGAAGACUACAGAUUGGACAACCUGAAUCGUAUGCAGCCUUCAUCCAUUGUUUCUGCCCUUUCUUCACCAAAUCCUUUUGCUGAUGCCUGGAUACAGUCACUUCAACCAGAUCCUAUCCUUGUCUCCAGUCCUUCUUCCAACCAUUGGCAAACAUACUCAGAAUUGCCAAACCAACCUGCUGCUCAAGCCUGUUUCGAUAUUGGAACUACCAAAACAGAUCUAUCCUCUCCAGCUGUUAUGGAUCCUGUUCCAAGCUCAACUCUGCCUUUCGCUGAGCCUACUUUAGAAUUGAUUGUGGGCCUCAAACAAGACUUGGCAUCCCAUUCCCAACUCGUUUCUCAGUCUAGCACUCUGCCUGACUCAGAACUAGCCAUCCAUACUCGUAGUGGUGCAAGCACACCUGAAGAGCUGAAAGACUACAGUAUAAGCCCUGGACUAGAGAAACAAAAACAGCCCUUACCGGUCAGCCCAAUUCCCCUUGCUGUGCCAGACAUUAUGCAAGACCAAGGAGUUUGCAGAUCUGAUACUGCAGGGUCUGAGCAUGAAGAGGAAGAACCUGAGACUCUUCCUGUAGAUAUGUUAGCAGGACUGUCAAAUGUGAUUUCUGCACCAUCCUCCCAUUCUUCUGCCAUAGGGGAUGAGGCUAGUGACACAGAUGGGGAUAUGCAGAUCAGUGACCCUACUGAGCCUGGUUCCACAGGAAAUGAGUGCUUUGAUGGCACACAAGUUGCUCACAGCAUGUUGGCCUUGGUGGAGGAAUGUGAGGAGGCCUGUGCUGAGAUGGAUGGAGGUGGUGGUGGUGACACACCUCAGUCUGCCACUUCAGCUACCUCCUAUGGUUUUGAGUGCACCACCUCUAACUCUAAUGCCCAGUCUACGACUGAGAGCUGCAUUAAAAGCCCAGGCAUUCUUUCUCUCGAAAAUGAAGAGCAGCUUCCAGAUGAAACCAAAGAAGAAUCACUUUUUAAGGAGCUGGACCAUGCACCUGCUGGUGCUCCUGCAGAUGCUGACCUCCUUGACCAGCAAGAGGAGUUUCAAAUGAAUUCAGGGCAGCAGCAUAUGUGUUCUUGGAAGGUCAGUGAGGAGUUGCCAGAGACUUGCUCACUAAGCGGUACAGUCCCCAUUGAGACAGGCUUGGAUAGUUCUUCCUCCUCUGAGCACCAACAAGACUUGGAUCUUGAUGCACCACAUUCCUACUACUCAACAAUAUGUGAAAAGACAGAUAGCUUCUUGACAGGAAGUCUCAUCAGUGUUCUGCAGCAAGAAAAGGUGCCCACAGUCAGCACAAGACCACCCAAGCCCCAUGGACUACGUGUCGAUCAUGUGACUCGUCUGCCUACUGAUCUUCCUCCGAGGAUGCCAAAUGUGGGGUGUAACACUCAACUCCGUCGGCUAGAACAACAUCAGCUGCAACUAGAGGAGAUUGAACAGCGACGAGAGAAACAGAGUCAAAGUGUUGAGACACAGAUAGAGAAAAGAAGGGUGAAGAAAAGUGAUGAGGGAUCUGGGGGGAGAGAAGUGGAGAGGGAGGUUGAACAGAAGAGCAGGGAGGAGAAAGAGAUGAAAUUGGAGGAACAAAAAAGGGAUCUGCUUCACCUACAAAUUCAACAGCAGCAGCAGGAGCUGAAGCAGAGGCAGCAGAUCAUGCAGUGGCAACAAGAGCUGGAACAACAGAAACAACAAAGUAAGCACCAGAAAAAUUUAAGUGCAGUUCUUCUCUCACCUUCUGGGCUUUGCACUAUCUAUGAGGGACUAGAGACCAGUGAUGCAGAGGAAGAGUUUGAAGACAAAAUGGAAGAGAAAGAAAUGGUGUUGAAAUUCAAGGUAGAACAUGAAUGUUCUCCCAAAGAGAUAAGUAGCAUCCCAGAGACAAGCUCCAGUUCAGAUAACCCAGAUUCUUCACAAUCACAGAGCACAUUGCCAUCUCCUAAUCCCAUUCUGGAUCAUGAAGGGUUAACUCACACUGUGACCAUGAACAGCCCACCUCUUUCUGGAACCAGCUCUGCCCAACAGCUUUCUAAUCUGGAGCUUGACUGGGGCAAGAAAGCUGACAUUGUCCAGCAUCUGAUUAACCAGACAUUAUUACUAAAUGGGGACAACUGUUCCCCGCUUUUGCUCCUCCCUGGAGGGGCUGCUGGGACACUGAGCCCACUGGAGACAAGCCUGUGGCCCAACCUGCCCCCUCUUACACCAACUUCUGCCACAGUGACUUCUGUUAGCAGCUACUCGGCUGAGCUUUCUGGAAGUUCUCCAAAGGGGGAAUGGACAGUAGUGGAGCUAGAGACUCAUCAUUAAGGCCUACUAUUGGGGUAGGCAGACUGAAAAUGUAUCAAGGGCAGCUAUAGUGUGUAGAGUGUGAAUGAAGAAUGAGAAUCAUGUGAUUUGUUUUUACUUUGAUUAAAAAAAAGAAUUCUACAGAACCAUAAAUUCACACCCAAGGUUAUUCAUAUAAAACUGUUGGUGUUGGUCAUAAUGCUGUAAUCGUACUCUUCCCCCAUGGCUCCACCUUUAUCCUACUGGAUAGCCAAGAAUUGACUGUACACUCCCCUGCCUCUGCCAGACGGCCAUGCCAUAUCGUGCCAUAUCGCACCAGCUCUCUCAGCAAGCCAUGAUUAGUUUAUUGCAAUCGUUUAUUGCAAUCAUUUACCUAGUUAGAGUAGAGUAGAAGGCACUACUUGCCUCUUUUUUAAAAACCAUGUUCUUGAUGGCUUGCAUUCAAGAAAGAUGGCACUAUUAAGUGCCACUAUUGAAACCUAAUUGAAGCCUAAUCAAUGUUUGCAAUAACGGCUAAAACAACUGAUGCAGGCCCCCCCUUACACUAGGUAACUGGUAACAGUAUGAAGAAAUUAAAAGCAUCAGCAAUACAAAAGACAAGGUUUUGUUUAGUAUACUAAUGAUAAUGGGGAAGGUUUAUAGGAAAUUGAUCUUUCAGAUGAAAUGUUAAGGUAAGUACUGUUUCAGUAGAUAGUAAUUUUCACUUUUUUUUUUUUUUAAUUAUUUUUUUUAUUUUAAUGAAGGAUUAGCAAAGUUCUUUUUGGGCAGGGGGGGGAUGCUAUUAAUAUCUCAAAUGAAGUUAUGGUAAAUAUGGUUAAUAUUUUUUAGCACGGUUUGACGCAAAAACUUGUUUGUGCUACUUGAACGAUUCAUCUUGAACUAUUCAGAUGCAUUUGAUGCACCAAACACUAUCUAAAGCCAUGUUUAAUCCCUCUUUGUGCCUCAUAAAUGUUUCCAAGACCAGAACGAUCAUUUUACAUGGUGUGAAUGGAUUUUGCCAUGUUGUUUAUCAUUCUGCACUGUGACCAGCAUGAUCAAAUUCUAUAAAAGGUCUUGUAAUUCAUCUUGUACUGCCCCUUUCCUGUAAAAUGUGUUGUAUUUGUACUUGUGAAUUUUUGUUUCCCAGGAUUUUUCACUAUUUAACUGUGCAUGUAUGUAGCAUGGCUGCUGUUUUGUCUGGCUACUGUCCUCAAAACAUUACAAUUGUCCCCUUAGUUCAAAAGGAAUGCUUCAUAAAAUUUGGGUAAACUAAAGGAUUGAGACUGCCUGCGCAAUGAACUGUGUGUAAAUGCCCAUAAAAGUAAAUCUAAAUUAGUGUAUACUUGUUUUCAGUUUGUCUAGGUAUUUGUGGAAACGUUUACAUUUUGUCUGACUUUGUGUGUUUUUUUUUUUUUUUUUUUAGUUCAAUUAAUAGUUUAGUCACUGAAUUCUGUAAUCAGGGAAUUAAGUCUCCAGGUAUAUUCAGACCUAUAACACUGUCAUCAGUAUGUGGAAUCAAAUUUCAUGUUUUUAUUAUUUAUUUUUUCAGGAUUAGUGUAAGCCAGACACACUGGACUUGUUCUUGUUUAUUUACUGUAAAUAACAUUCAGGGAUCAAGGAAAAAAUCUGAAUGAAAUUAAAUCCAAAAACUUGUAUGAACUGUGGUCACAUUAAGCACAACAAAUGUAAUUAUUAGUUUUGUUCUGUACUACUUUGUGUAUAUUUUUGUAAUUUAUUUUAAAAUGAAGGAAUGUAUUUUUGUAUUUAGUGUGUAGAUGUUAUCAAACCAUGGCAGCUGAAUUUAUCUUACAAACUGUUACUAUUUUUUUCUGUUUUGAUGCUGAUGGGGAAAAAUAAAACUGGAUUGGUAGAUGAUAA